GGCUGCAUUAUUAGCCUUGGCCCUCCAACCACGCUGGCGACAUGAAGCCACUCGGAUGACGAGAUGUAACCUGCCAAGGCCCGGGCUGAAGACACUCGGCUCUAGGAGCUUCCACCAGCCACCGGUAGAGAACAGCAAAACAAAUUGACGCUUUCCUUGCGGUUCAAAUUAGCAUCAACAUUGUCUUCUAGACUACUGUACUACCCACUACACGCACUCGUUGCUAUUAAGUUAUCGCGGUUUGUUUAUACUCAAGAAGCUUUCAGACCCUAUGGCAGGGACCGCAGUUGGGAUUUCGGGGCUCUGGUAUGACCGGUCUAGGCCAGCAGUUCUCGGCGCCACACUCACGCUGCCGGUGGAUCAGGCAUACUACCUCCUCACCUCCCUUACGUUGCUAAUCACAAUAGCUGGGGCGAGCUUCUGGAACCUCACAGCGCUGCUCCUCCAUCGACUGCUGGCGGCAAAUCAAAAUGCCGACGUACUGGAUCUAGAGCACCGGGUAGCCGUGUUGAAUCUAGGCACUUCGGCAAAGGUUUUCCUGUCCGCCAUCAAACUAUAUCACGCAUGGUUGAGGAAAGGUGUGCGCAAUCUAGAGGCCCGUACGCUGCUGGUGCUGGUACCCGCGGGACUUGUCUGGAGCACAUUUGUUAUCGCUUCCAUUCUGGCAUCUCGUGUCGCCAUAACCGAUAGCAAUGGGGAUGUAAUAUCUCCAAUUCGGCCACAUCGCUGUGGCUUCUUCUCCUUCGAUGUGCCCGAGAACGAAACCGACCCCUUCGGCAUGAUGCGCAAGAUCCCCAAUGACACGAUUCAGGCCAGAAACUACGCCAGCUCCUUCUACAACAGGGCGUCUACCUCGCGUCCGACCCUCUCUCGGUUCAAGUCCAUCACACUUUCAAUGGAUAUAGACACAGCGGCCCAGUGUCCCUUUCGAAAUCCCGAUCGAUGUCGACUCGGACCCAAUGGUGCCAUGGCGAUGCGAACUGGCCUGCUCAAUUCCCAUGAGGCCUUUGGGAUUAACUCGCACCUGGCUGACCAAGUCGCCUUCCAGUACGAGGCAACCUGUUCCCCUGUCCAGCCACUGGACGGGGAGGUUAGAAGGCAUGUAAGGCCGGGCUUAGCUGGUGAUAUUAACCGCAACGUUACUCGUGCCUACUUUGGACCUUACGGGGAUGAGGAUUUUACUUACGAGUUCUACGAUGAAACGAUCAACACACAAGCAGGCUAUAUUGUAGAGUCUUAUUACGCCAGAACCAACGACUGGAAUCCACCCACUUGGGUUCCUAUUCCAGACUUCAACCGGACCGACGCCGACGUGACCAUGUUCUUCCUGAGUCAGAACAAGAUCGGCUACAUAGAGCCCACCUUUGACCCCUGGUUCUGGGCCAACGGCUCGGACUGGCGGAAGAUCAACAGUCUCAAUCUGACAUUGGCCAACAGAUUCUUUUCAACCAUGGCCUGCACGGAGCAAUUCAGGCUCUGUAACCCCGCCAAGGAAACCCCCGACGCUUGUCUGCCCUGGACCGGACUGGUGCCUCUGCAGAGCGCCUUGGUGGAGAACGACCCGGUCACCGGGGGGCUAUUCAAUGUUCCCCAGAUGCUGAUCGCCCAGCGAAUCCUGACGCACAUGACCCGCUCGACCCUGCACUACAGCGUGGUCACGCUCCGGGGCGCCGCGCUCUGGGCCAACGACCUCGUCUACGGAAACCUUUCCCCGGGCUUGCCUGACAACCAGUGGCAGAUGGAGGCGCUGGGCUGGUUCCAAACUAGCCUCGCGAAGCUCCAGUCGUACAUUGUCCAGUUUGCCGCAAACUCGGACGAUCUUGGACCGUAUGGCCGUGUCCGAACCCCACUGGACAUGCUGGGGACGAAUAGUAAUGGGGAGCACGACGAGGCAAGCAAUGCCGUCUACCAUAUGAUGCAGGACCAAUGCAGCAACCAGCUUGUUCGACCUACCGGGGAGAUGCAGAAUUUCAGCUUUCUUGGGGUCAUGGUGAUUGUGCUUUUCAGUUGUACCGUUAUUGUUCUGGAUUUGGCCGGCGGAGUGAUCCUGGAGUGGCUGAGAAGGCUAUUGAGGAGGCCAUCUGCCCUUGCGGCUGCGAGACAGGCCGACAAUAUCUUCCAUCUCGUGAGACUGGCUCUGCGUGCACACCUCCCGCACGGCGAACGUUGGGUGCUUGGGCAGUGGGAGGUACCUGUUUGGGACGGCGACCUUUCGAUUCCUCGGCCAUAUAUCGAGGAAAAUGGAGGCCUUGCCCUCUACCCUGAUCCGAGCAGGGUUGAAAACCAUGUUCCGAAGGGGCAUUGGAGGGUGGGAGAGGCUAUGCGAGUUGAAGAGGCGGAGGUGGAUAGUCUUGAAAUGCAGGAUACGACCGAAAUAGUGGCCUAGAAAAGGGUACUUGUCGGAGGGGACGGAUUGGAGGAAAGUCUAGGUAGAGGUUUAACGUUGUGAAUUGACAGGGGUUCUGAGGAAAGGAAGAGAAGGAGAGCAACAAAUUCCAGGGCCAACGUUGAACGUUCAGGCUAGAAUACCACUGGAUGGCUGAGGUAAGCACGGC
Messenger RNA from Canariomyces notabilis, 2555 nucleotides. RefSeq lists its product as uncharacterized. Bases 272 to 2386 code for a protein of 704 amino acids. NCBI's taxonomy places the organism in Eukaryota, Fungi, Ascomycota, Sordariomycetes, Sordariales, Chaetomiaceae. The transcript has 2 exons. The record is from RefSeq and is a predicted model, not a curated record.